UCUGCAGGACACUCAUGUUCCUUCUGGGUAAGGCUUCAUCAUGCUUUGUCUUAGCUGUAACUAAAGAUUUUGGGCUAUUGUUGCGCAGCCUUCCCGCGCCGACAUGGAUGAAGCAAGACCUCUGCUGAACAGGAGACGAUCAUCAUCAUCAUCAUCAGAACCCACGUUCCAAAAAUCCAAGCUGUUCCUGGCUGUUUUUGCAGCGGUCUUGGGGAACUUCAACUUUGGCUAUUCCUUGGUGUAUCCGUCCCCCGUCCUGCCAGUGCUCCAGAGUCCCGAUGCAGACCCCCGGCUGAAGAUGGACACCUCGCAGGCCGCCCUGUUCGGAUCAGUCUACAUGCUGGGAGUAGCUGGAGGCGGGCUGGCGGCCAUGUUGCUCAACGACUUGUUUGGAAGAAAGCUGAGCAUUAUGGUGUCAGCGAUACCGUCUGCUAUUGGUUACCUUCUACUGGGAGGGGCUGUGGAGCUGUGGAUGCUCCACCUGGGCCGUUUCCUUACAGGCGUUGCCGGCGGGGUGACGUCAGCGUCCAUUCCUGUUUACAUCUCGGAGAUUUCCCAUAAAUCUCUGAGAGGAGCCCUCGGCUCUUGUCCUCAGAUCACUGCUGUGUUUGGAGCCUUGGCACUGUACGCUUUGGGUUUGGUGUUACCUUGGCGGUGGCUUGCAGUGGUGGGUGGGGUGCCAGCAUUGCUGAUGGUUGUGCUGCUGGUCUUCAUGCCCUACUCCCCCAGGAGGCUCCUCUCCCUGGGAAGAGAGAGGCAGGCUGAGCGAGCUCUCCGCUGGUUGAGGGGAGUUGACUAUGAUGUACAAAGGGAGCUUGAUGCUAUUAAGCUCAGUAUCAGCCUGCAGAGGCAUGUCACAUGGUCCCAGCUGGCCACGCCCAUCUACUACCAACCGAUCCUCAUCUCUGUGGUGAUGCGUUUCCUGCAGCAGCUGACGGGCAUCAGUCCCAUUCUAGUUUACUUGGAGCCCAUUUUUUCUCAGAGCAACGUCUCACUGGCGCCCAGGUAUGAUGCCGCAAUCGUGGGAUUGGUUCGCCUCCUUUCCGUGACCGUGGCAGCUGUUUUGAUGGACAAGGCGGGGCGUAAAGCCCUGUUGUACACGUCAAGCUUCCUGAUGUUCCUGUCCACUCUGACCCUGACCGUGAUUUCCCUCACUACACCUCACCCGCCAGGCCCCGCCCCGUCAAACCUCACCACAAGUAUGGGCCGCGCGCUCCACGAUGACGCGGCUUUACACACGGCGAGCCACCAAACAGCUUCAGGCCCUCUUCCACUUAUCAGCGUUGUGGUUUUCAUAUUUGGCUACGCCAUGGGAUGGGGCCCCAUCACAUGGCUGCUGAUGUCAGAGGUGUUACCGCUUGUGGUCAGGGGCGUGGCCUCGGGCCUGUGCGUGACUGUCAGCUGGUUGACGGCCUUCGCCCUCACAGACGCCUUCACUCACCUGGUGGACAGGUACGGCCUGUACGUGCCGUACUUCUUUUUCACGGUGGUGUGCGUCCUGUGUCUGCUCUUCACCGCCGUGUGCGUGCCGGAGACCCGCGGACGCUCUCUGGAGGAAAUCGAGAAUUAUUUCAGGACACGGAGGUUUACUAUUAAUGGCGAACAUUACAGUGAGGAACAAUAAGUACGUCACUCCGCUGUGAUUGACAUAAGAAAAAUCAUAUUUAUAAGAGAAUAAUAACAACUUCAUAAGAAAAAAAUAAGAAAAUAUUUUUUUUAAAUACAACAGUGAAGUUGUAUUGUAUUUCAACAUCCAUUCCACAAAAUUAGACUUUAUUCUCAUAUCAUUACGUUUGUUUUUUUCCGGCGUGGCCAUAAUACGACCAAUGCAAAUUAAAAACAGUCAAAUAUU
Molecule: messenger RNA, 1852 nt
Organism: Dunckerocampus dactyliophorus (ringed pipefish)
Lineage: Eukaryota; Metazoa; Chordata; Actinopteri; Syngnathiformes; Syngnathidae
Gene: slc2a6
Product: solute carrier family 2 member 6
Exons: 8
Coding region: 104-1624 (506 amino acids)
Biological process (GO): transmembrane transport
Cellular component (GO): membrane
Molecular function (GO): transmembrane transporter activity
Source: RefSeq, a predicted model, not a curated record